CGUAAAAUGCGUGGUGACGCAGGCAGCUCUGUCCACCGCCACCAAAUUCAAACUGCGAGAGAAAAAGGAACAGCCGGGCCAAGAGAGACAGAGCAACUUUCCCAAAGUGUAACUUUUGAGCUUAAUACGAUGUCUUCAGUGAUGGAUGGGGUUGGUAAAGCUGUGGUUGGAGUCUGGCGGGCCCACACAGCCCUGGAUGAGUCCGAUGAUGCAGAAAGCUCCCCGGAUGCCCCCGACCGCUUCCGCAAGAUGCGCUCCUCAUCUUCGCUCAACUCUCUGCGGAUGUCUCUGCGCAAGCGGCUCCCUCUGCGGUCUGUCCAGGCCACCUCCCUCCCAGAGCAUCCAACAUGGGAGACAGUGAAAGAGCAGCCUAAACCCAAUGCAGUCCGCAAACUCACUCGCAGUGCCCGUAACACCAUUGGUGGAAUGUACCAGAAGUUUCAGAGGAGUAGAGAGUUUUCACGAGAGGAUUGCUUGGUCGCAACCCCUGGCCGUGAUGGAGAAAGCGCUUGUCCAUCAGCUUCUUGCACCCCCAGAAACACCCCUGUCCGAGCAGCGACACCCAGGCGCACCCCCAGGUCUGCAGCCACGCCCGGACGCGCCCCAGCUUCUAGAGGCCGGAGGACUCCCGAGGCAUCGGUGCAUGGGGUGAGAACAGGAGGUGGCAGGAGACAGCUGGUGCGGAUGGCAGCAUUACGAAGUCCCUUUGCUUCCCCCAACACACAGAACCAAAGAAUGAAAUUUGACCAAGAUUUGGAGUCGGUAUCCAGUGGACUCCGAAGGCUCAAACGCCUGUCCAAAGCCUUUGACGACAUCAUCGGCAGAGAAAACAGACCCGGUUCAAGGGAGCGCUCCGGAGGAGUGGUGUUGAGAAGGUUGGACCCCCGCGGUAAACUCAGCUGCUCAAAUCUCACGCAUCGAGCCUCUCGCAUGUCGGACACACUGGGAGACUGGGCCCAAACAGCUGUGAACACUAUUCGCAAACCCAACUGAACUUGUGUGUGUUUGUGUGUCAAAAACCGGACCUUUUGUAGCCACGUCUUACAUGUAUCAUUGUGGUGUCACUGUUACAUAUAUAUGUGGGUUUCAUACAGGGAGAUUAGUUUGGCAGCUUGUCGUCUUUUUUUAUCUAAAUAUUUUAUCCCUGCUGUGUAUAAUUGACAGCAUUUGUGUGAAUCUGGUUUGUUUACAUGUCUUUGGUUGGUUACAUGUAGCUUUGCUAUCUUCAUUGUAGCUACCAAAGGGAUUCUUCUUCCUGAUAUAUGUGUUUUUCUUAGCUGCUACAACUAGAUGUCUGUUACAUAAAAAAGUACUAAUAUUUUAUAAAGUUCUCACAGAGUUUCUGACAUUAACCUUAAACUUAAGCUGCAUGACACCAAAAUUAUAGCUGCAUAACUAACACUAAAUGUACGGACAUGGGAGAUAUAUUGUCUUCUGUUUUGUAUGUAUGCAACAAUUUAACUAACAUUUGUACUGUAUUUUUGUAAAGGGACAUUUGAUUAAACCAAAUCCUUUGUUAUAUAUUUUUUAUGACGAGGGAAUUUUAUUUGAACACAGCUGAGGCUGUUUUUAAAUGGAAAACAUACUUUCAGGCAGGGGUUAGAGCCUGCAGUGGUCUGUGGAUUAUUCACACUCUGAUACUGUACACAUAAAUCAUCUGAUAAUGUGAUGGGGAAGGAGUUAAUGGCUCAUUACCAGAUGGCGGCAAUGAUGAUUAUGUUAUUAAGUAAAAUGGAGCAAGUUAUUCGUGUAGGGGACAGCCAAGCCAACAGCCCCAAAUGAUUGAAAACACUUCCGAUUUUUUUUUCUCUACACUUCCUUUUACGGUAUUAAUGAAAAAAGGGAGAAAUGUUGUAUGUGGGAGAACAUCUACACAAUAAAUCUGUAAACUUCAAUAACAA
This is a messenger RNA of Menidia menidia (Atlantic silverside), 1901 nucleotides long. Lineage: Eukaryota; Metazoa; Chordata; Actinopteri; Atheriniformes; Atherinopsidae. The record is from the annotation of a GenBank genome assembly.